AUGAGGGGUGAGAGGAGAAGGAAGCUGCAUCUUAGCAAGAUCUACUCAUUCGCAUGUGGGAAAGCAUCUUUUAAGAGAGAUCACUCACAGAUUGGAGCACGUGGCUAUUCCAGGGUUGUGCUCUGCAAUGAACCAGAGAGCUUUGAUUCUGUGAAUAGGAAUUAUGCAGAUAAUUCUGUGAGUUCCACAAAGUAUACUCCUGCCACUUUCUUGCCCAAGUCACUUUUUGAGCAGUUUAGGAGGGUUGCUAAUUUCUAUUUUUUGGUAACUGGCAUCUUGGCCUUCACAAAGCUUGCUCCUUACGCAGCUGUCAGUGCUAUCCUUCCUCUGAUUGUUGUUGUUGGGGCAACUAUGGUUAAAGAGGGUAUUGAAGAUUGGCGUCGGAAAAAGCAGGAUAGUGAGGUGAAUAAUAGAAAAGUUAAAGUGCAUAAAGGGCAUGGAACUUUCGAAUAUAUUGAAUGGAAGAAUCUGAAGGUGGGGCAUAUAGUAAAGAUAGCGAAGGACGAAUUCUUCCCUGCAGACCUCCUACUGCUUUCAUCCAGUUAUGAGGAUGCAGUCUGCUAUGUUGAGACCAUGAACUUAGAUGGGGAGACAAAUUUGAAGUUAAAACAAGGGUUGGAAGCAACUUCUUCCUUACAUGAGGACUCUGAGUUCAGUGAUUUUAAAGCUACAAUCAAAUGUGAAGACCCAAAUGCAAAUCUAUAUUCAUUUGUUGGGAGCAUGGAGUUUGAAGAGCAACAAUACGCCCUUUCUCCUCAGCAACUUCUUCUAAGAGACUCUAAACUUCGUAAUACGGACUACAUAUUUGGAGCUGUCAUCUUCGCUGGUCCUGACACGAAGGUUAUUCAAAAUUCUACUGAUCCCCCUUCAAAGAGAAGCAAAAUUGAGCGGAAGAUGGAUAGAGUUAUCUACUUCUUGUUUUGUAUUUUAUUUCUAAUGGCAUUUGUUGGAUCUAUUUUCUUUGGCAUUGCAACUAAAGAUGACUUGGACAACGGGUUGAUGAAAAGAUGGUAUCUAAGACCAGAUGAUUCUACAAUUUUCUUUGAUCCUAAAAGAGCACCUGCUGCUGCUAUAUUUCAUUCUUUGACAGCCUUAAUGUUAUAUGGCUUCUUCAUUCCCAUCUCAUUGUAUGUAUCAAUUGAAAUUGUCAAAGUCCUUCAGAGCAUCUUCAUCAAUCAAGAUAUCCAUAUGUACUAUGAAGAAGCUGACAAACCGGCCUAUGCCCGCACUUCAAACUUGAAUGAGGAACUUGGCCAAGUCGACACAAUACUUUCUGAUAAAACUGGAACUCUGACCUGCAACUCAAUGGAGUUCAUCAAAUGUUCCAUUGCUGGGGUAGCGUAUGGCCGUGGCGUUACAGAGGUUGAAAUGGCCAUGAAUAUAAAAAAUGGUUCUCCUUUGAUAAAUGACAUCGGGGAAUCUCCUGAUAGAAAUGCACCCAUCAAAGGUUUUAACUUUACAGAUGAAAGGAUAAUGAAUGGAAACUGGGUUAAUGAGCCUGAUGCAGAUGUUAUACGGAAUUUUUUCCGCUUGUUGGCAAUCUGUCAUACAGCCAUUCCAGAAGUGGAUGAAGACACAGGAAAUGUCUCAUAUGAGGCUGAAUCUCCAGAUGAAGCAGCAUUUGUGAUUGCAGCGAGAGAAGUUGGUUUUGAAUUCUAUAAAAGGACUCAGACUAGUUUAUCGAUGUAUGAAUUGGAUCCAGUCUCUGGUGACAAAGUUGAAAGGGUGUACAAACUUCUCAAUGUUUUAGAAUUCAAUAGCUCAAGGAAGCGAAUGUCAGUGAUAGUGAAAGAUGAAGAGGGGAGAAUUGUGCUACUCUGUAAAGGUGCUGACAGUGUCAUGUUUGAAAGGCUUGCCAAGGAUGGGAGGGAGUUUGAAGAGAAAACCUUGGAACAUGUGCAUGAAUAUGCUGAUGCAGGUCUAAGGACCCUGAUUCUGGCGUACCGUGUACUAGAUGAAGAACAAUACGAGGAGUUUAAUAAUAAACUUUCUCAAGCAACAAAUUCUGUUACUGAAGAUCGGGAAACACUGAUUGAGGAAGUAUCAGAUAAGAUUGAGAGGAAUCUAAUCCUUCUUGGUGCCACUGCUGUAGAAGACAAGCUCCAAAAUGGGGUACCCAAUUGCAUUGACAAGCUUGCCCAAGCUGGAAUUAAGAUCUGGGUUUUGACUGGGGAUAAAAUGGAGACUGCCAUCAAUAUUGGUUUUGCUUGUAGUUUGCUUAGACAAGGAAUGAAGCAGAUUAUAAUUCAAUUGGAGACUCCAGAAAUUCGAGCAUUGGAGAAGGGCGGAGACAAGACAGCUAUUGCCAAGGCUUCAAGGGAAAGUAUCCGCCAUCAGAUAUCUGAAGGUGGUCAACAGAUUACUGCCUCCAGAGGAACCUCUGAGCAAGCAUUUGCUCUAAUUAUUGAUGGAAAAUCACUUGCUUAUGCUCUAGAGGAUAAUAUGAAGAACAUGUUUCUAGAGCUUGCAAUUCAUUGUGCAUCUGUUAUCUGCUGCCGCUCGUCCCCAAAGCAGAAGGCACUGGUCACUAGACUGGUCAAAACUGGAACUGGUAAAACUACUUUAGCUAUCGGGGAUGGAGCUAAUGAUGUGGGAAUGCUUCAAGAAGCAGAUAUAGGGAUUGGAAUCAGUGGCGUGGAGGGAAUGCAGGCUGUUAUGUCUAGUGAUAUUGCAAUUGCACAGUUCCGUUAUUUGGAGAGAUUACUUCUUGUACAUGGACAUUGGUGUUACCGGAGGAUCUCAUCAAUGAUCUGCUAUUUUUUCUACAAGAAUAUCACAUUUGGCUUUACUCUAUUCUUAUAUGAGGUUUAUGCAUCAUUCUCUGGACAGCCUGCUUACAAUGACUGGGCUUUGUCGCUCUAUAAUGUCUUCUUUUCAUCACUUCCUGUGGUUGCCCUUGGGGUCUUUGACCAGGAUGUCUCAGCUCGGUACUGUCUGAAGUUUCCGAUGUUAUAUCAAGAAGGUGUUCAAAAUGUCCUCUUUAGCUGGCGUCGAAUACUCAGCUGGAUGCUUAAUGGUUUUAUGAGUGCCAUAAUAAUUUUCUUCUUCUGCACAAAAGCAAUGGAGAUUCAGGCCUUUGAUGAGGAGGGAAGAACUGCUGGUAGGGAUAUACUAGGAGCAACAAUGUAUACUUGCGUGGUUUGGGUUGUAAACUUGCAGAUGGCACUUGCUAUAAAUUACUUCACCUUGAUUCAACAUAUUUUUCUCUGGGGCUCCAUUGCUCUCUGGUAUCUUUUCCUCCUUGCAUAUGGAGCAAUACCUCCGAGCUUUUCUACAAAUGCUUACAAAGUCUUCAUUGAAACUCUGGCUCCAGCUCCUUCCUAUUGGAUUGUGACAUUGUUUGUGGUUAUCUCAACACUUAUACCAUACUUCACUUACUCAGCAUUGCAAAUGCGGUUCUUUCCUAUGUAUCACGAGAUUGUACAAUGGAUAAGGCAUGAAGGGAUGACAAAUGAUCCUGAGUUCUGUGAUAUGGUGCGGCAGAAAUCAUUGCGACCGACAACUGUUGGUUCAACAGCUCGCUUAGCUGCUAAGACUAAUGACAUAAGAGACAGUUCUUCUAACCAUAGAUAAUAUAUUAUAUUUUGACACAUUCUUGUUUCAACCAGCAUAUGAUGUAGUUUGUGUAUAAUAGCCUGAAAGUAUAUUUAUUAUGGCCCCUCUCAACCAGAAAGGUAUGUUGCUUGCAUCCACUUUCAUGGUAAUGGCAACAUGGCAUGGCGCAAAAAACCAACAUUUGGCUGUGAAGUUGAUCAGGAGAAUAAAAUGUUUAUCUGGUUUUUUGGCCAUUUGAGGCUGUACAGCGUUUAAUGUAUAGUCUGUUUUUUUUUUGUAUCAUAGAUUAUAGCAGUUACUGUGUAGUGUUUAUAGCUUGAAUUCUU
Gastrolobium bilobum is the source of this 3881-nucleotide messenger RNA. Its product is annotated as putative phospholipid-transporting ATPase 9. Gene Ontology annotation, biological process: phospholipid translocation. The record is from RefSeq and is a predicted model, not a curated record. Bases 1 to 3573 code for a protein of 1190 amino acids. Gene Ontology annotation, cellular component: plasma membrane. NCBI's taxonomy places the organism in Eukaryota, Viridiplantae, Streptophyta, Magnoliopsida, Fabales, Fabaceae. The transcript is spliced from 11 exons. Gene Ontology annotation, molecular function: magnesium ion binding; ATP hydrolysis activity; ATPase-coupled intramembrane lipid carrier activity.